This is a messenger RNA of Leptidea sinapis, 1420 nucleotides long. RefSeq names its product leukocyte elastase inhibitor-like. Bases 145 to 1398 code for a protein of 417 amino acids. Gene Ontology annotation, molecular function: serine-type endopeptidase inhibitor activity. The transcript has 7 exons. The record is from RefSeq and is a predicted model, not a curated record. Lineage: Eukaryota; Metazoa; Arthropoda; Insecta; Lepidoptera; Pieridae.
CGAGUUAUUCCUUUCGUUCACGACUCAAACUCAAGGCCCACGUUUGUUUACAAAUUACGAGCGCCGACCGUCACUUAAAGUCAGACAAGAGUGGACAAUGCACGUAUAAAUUUGACUCCAUAGUAAAGUGAUACUUUGACCAACAUGGAUUUAAUUUUCUGCAUCGGUGUUUUCCUCGUAAGCAUAAAAGACAUACACUGCAUCGAUGGUAGACAAGCUGAGCUAUCUCGCUUCAAUUUCUUCGACAUAGACCUGCUAAAAUAUGCUGCCGAAGACCGCGAAGGCAACGUGAUGGUAUCACCAGCAAGCAUUAAGUCAACGCUGGCGAUGCUACUAGAAGGUGCUGGUGGGAUUACUGAAACGGAGUUACGAAGCGCCUUGAGGCUGUCGCCAUUCAAAGACGAAUUUAGGGAGCAGUUGAAUACAUACUUAUCUUUGCUACAGGUAAACACUCCUGGAGUGAAAAUAAGUAAUGCAAAUGGAGUAUUCGUGUCCAAGAAAUUGAAGUUACAUAAACACUUUGUCAGCACUUUGAGCAAAUUAUACUUCGCUGAUAUUCAAGAGAUUGAUUUCAGUAACCCAUUCAAUGCUUCUGACAUUAUAAAUAGAUGGGUCGGACAAAAUACUAAAGGACUUAUAACAGAUAUCAUACAACCUGCACAGCUGAGUCCAAAGUCGGAGAUGAUAAUUGCGAACGCUCUGUACUUCAAGGGCUUAUGGGCUCGUGGUUUCAAUCCUCGUUACACCAGGAGUGGCUGCUUCCACCGCCAGGGUUCAUGUCUGAAUGUCGCCAUGAUGGAGUUGCAUUCGGAACUAAACUAUGCUUAUGUGGACAACUUGCGAGCUCAUGCUUUGGAAUUGCAAUACCAGGGUGGAGAGUACUCAAUGAUUCUCCUAGUGCCACUGGAUUUCGAAGGGUGUGCACAGCUGGUUCGGGACUUGCCUUACAUGAGCUUACCGCAAAUAAGUAUUCUACUUGAGCCCACAGACAUAAGGCUUAUCAUGCCGAAGUUUACAGUCGAAUUCAACGACAACGUGGCCGGACCAUUGAGGAACAUGCGUGUAGUCUCCCUCUUUACGAAGAACGCCAACCUCUCUGGGAUGUAUGAAGGAGGGGCACCACAAGUCGACAGUAUCAUUCAUAGAGUCCACAUGACGGUGGAUGAACAGGGCACCGUGGCUGCAGCAGCUUCAUCGGCUAUGGUCAUACCACUGAUAGGUGCUGAGGUUCAACUCAGGGUGGACAGACCAUUCGUGUUCUUCAUCAGAAAUAAUAAGCUGGGUCAAGUCCUCUUUGAAGGAAAGAUUGAUGAGCCGAAUAUUGUGGAAGAUAUUGUUCCAACACAGAGUAAGACGAAGCCUUCAAAUGAGAGAAGAUAUUCAAAUAAAUUCUUUUGAAAAUAAACACGUAAUAGAAUAA